AUAUGGCGUAUGCUCACCGUGUACCCGGUGUGGGACAUAUCAUACGACGUGGCUACAAUAUUCACACUUGGGAGUGUAAUAUGGGUUAUAAACGCCUUCUUCGUCUGGCUGCCUCUGGUACGGCCGAAGACCGAGUUCAAGAAUGAGAUCCUCUAUGGCGGGGGAAUCACUGCUUUCAUUGGCGCGACAAUCUUCGAGGUUGGAUCCUUCCUGUUAAUGGCGGAGGCCGUCAACGAGAACAGGACCGGCUGCUUUGGCUGGGCGCUCGAGCGGGCAUUAUCCCAUGACAGCGAGAAGGCAUCUGAAAGCGUCCGCUUGCGCCCAUCCAAGUCCGCCUGUACCCACCACCACAUCAUCAAGCGCAGUUUCGUCGGCAAGAGUCGCAACAUUGGCACCACACCGCGUCCGAAAUCCACGCUGAAGCCGAGCGGGAAAUCAUGGAUCUGGUUUCCUUCGAAGGAAGAGCUCCGUACCCACUACAUCCGCGAGCUCGGCUUUCUAGCGUCCUUUGCCCAGUUGAUUGGAGCGACCAUCUUCUGGAUUUCUGGCUUUACCGCUCUGCCCGGGAUAUAUGACCACAUGUCAGAUACUGUCACCAUUGUUCUUUUCUGGACCCCUCAGGUUGUGGGCGGCUCCGGCUUCAUCAUCUCUGGGACGCUCUUCAUGUUGGAGACUCAGUCGCGAUGGUGGAAGCCUGCUCCAAGAACGCUAGGGUGGUGGAUAGGCGCUUGGAAUCUGGUAGGCGGGGUAGGCUUCACGCUGUGUCCCGCUUUUGGCUACAAUACAAAGAGCUGGGCGCAGUAUCAGGCGAGUCUAAGCACUUUCUGGGGUAGUUGGGCCUUCUUGAUUGGGAGCGUAAUACAGUGGUACGAGAGCUUGGAGAAAUAUCCUGUCGAGAUUUACAGG
Trematosphaeria pertusa is the source of this 906-nucleotide messenger RNA. RefSeq lists its product as uncharacterized. The record is from RefSeq and is a predicted model, not a curated record. The annotation marks the transcript as partial. The transcript has a single exon. NCBI's taxonomy places the organism in Eukaryota, Fungi, Ascomycota, Dothideomycetes, Pleosporales, Trematosphaeriaceae.